AUUUGAAGGUAACCAGAAUCUGGCAUGCAGUAAAGUGAGUGUAAAAUAGUGACAAAUAAUUCAACAUUCGUUACAAAGUCUCUCGAGAUUAUGAUUUGCAUUCAUAAAAUGCCAGGAUGUACUUGAAAUAAAAAUGUUGUAUCUGUUUUUACUUCAAUUAGCCAACAUUACUGGGGUAUUAUUUCAUGCACUGGAGUAAAGCCAGGUUUCAUUAUAUUCCUCGUGCGCGUUCAGUGAAAGCUACUGAUAACAGCAUAGUUUGGAUAUUUUACAUUUUAAAUAUACACGGAGUUGAACGAUCAAAUAUUUUAAAAACAUCAGCAAUGGCGGACAUGAUGAGUGAAAAGUGGAUGAUUGCAUUUAAAUUGGUGGACUUUAAUCAAGAUGGUGUCGUCAAUGUUAAAGACAGAGAUGAUUGUAUUCAGUCAUUUCUCAGCGUCUUUCAACCAGGAGAUGGCCGGAAACAAAAGAUGACGAAUCAGCUGAAUGAAUUCUGGGAUAAAAUUGUCUUCCUAACAGAAAAUCCGGAUUGGAGUAAAGCAUUAACUCCUGAUGAGUUUCUAGCAACACGUAAAGAUGCCUACACUAAAGAUUCUACAAGAACCACCACCGUAGUGCGAGAUGCCUUAAAACAACUGAUUAAUGCUGGAAAUGUUGACGAAUCUGGUCACUUUACUUACGAGGAAUUUAAAACACUACAUGAAGCGUUUAAUCUAAAAGAAGAGAACCUGGUAAAGGGUAUAUACAGUAUGAUUGGUCCUGAUGCAAAUGGAAAAAUUUCUGUUGACAAUGUUGCAGAUUUCUAUACAGAAUUAGCGAUGGGGAAUGACGAAGGGAAACAUGCACAAUACAAAACUGCUCUUGCAUCAGUUGGAUUUGUGUGACGCUUCUGACAAUAUAAUACGACCAAAAUUAACGUUGAAACAAAAAAGUCUUUAAUCUAACUUAUACUUGUGAGUCUAUACAUGCUUUACACGCUUUGAUUCUAGAAUCUCUUGUAUAUAGCAUAUAUUAACUGAAUACGAAGAAAAUGAUAUUGCAUUUUUAUAUAUAAAAUGUAGAUCGGAGAUAAAUGCAUAAUGAAUAAAACUUAGUGUGUUUAAUGAACGUUUUGUUUGACGUAAUGUAUUUGAAAAAAGAAUAUCAAACGUUUCGCCGUGUCAUCGUUUUAAUGCUUUGGUCAGUGUAUGAUAGCAUUAAACAUAUCUGUGUAAAAAGCAGAUUGAUUCAAAUCCAUUCAUUUCCAUGUGAAUUUAUUGGAUUAUUUUAAACCUAACUGGAUUAUUUCAAACUGUCUAAAAAAAACCAACAACUGAAAAAUCGAGUUUGAAGGUUCCAUAUAAGUUGUUCAAAGAAUGAAAUCGGAAAGGAAAGUUUAUUUUGAUGUUUCAAUAUAAAUAGUUUAUAAGAAUAUCAAUUGAUAUGUACGCCUUGUGUGCAUUGCAAAUGUAAUGAAAAUACAGUUUUAUAAUUUUCUUUAAAUGUAUCUUUGUACUGUAACGCAAGAUAGCUAAACUACCUUCACAAUUAGCUGAACAUCUUUACAUUCAUAUUUCUCAUGUUAUUGUCAAGGAGAUGUUUAAGAACACUUUUGAAAAAGCACCUGAUAUAAAAGUUAAUGAGCCAUUUCUGCUUUGGUUUUAAUUACCUUUGCUACUUAAACAAGAUAAAUGUAGAAAAGGCACCAUCUGCCAAA
Molecule: messenger RNA, 1696 nt
Organism: Ruditapes philippinarum (Manila clam)
Lineage: Eukaryota; Metazoa; Mollusca; Bivalvia; Venerida; Veneridae
Product: sarcoplasmic calcium-binding protein-like
Exons: 2
Coding region: 186-884 (232 amino acids)
Source: RefSeq, a predicted model, not a curated record